CGCGACUGGACGUGGCCCUGGCUGUCAGGGCUGGGUGAAAAGCAGCACUCCGUUGCCCUGCAGGCGGCACACGACAGCCACCGAGCGUGGCGCCGGCAGUGACACGGCCCGGCCCCGCCGCGUGUGGGGAGAGCGCUGGCCACGCCCCUCUCCCCGUCGGCCACGCCCCCUCCCUCGCGCGGACCCCGCUUCGAAACCGCCCCCCGCCGGCUGCGGCUCCGCCCCCAAGCGCCCCGCGCAGCUCCCAUUGGCCGGCGGCGUCGCCUCGCGCCCGCCGCGGCCUGCCAUUGGCUGCGGGCGGCGCUGUUGUUGUUAUUGCUGUUAGCGCUGUAAACAGGAGCGCAGUCGGCUGUGGGCGCUGGGCGCGUCGCGUCGUCUCACAGCAACACACGCCUCUCGCCCGUCGUCUACUUUCACCUCCCCGUGUCACCUCUUGUCCCCCGCCACUUUCCGGAGCUCCCUCCCUGCGCGGGCCAUGUCCCUGCGCGGGCUGCCCGUGCCGCUGGCGGCCGUGUCGCCGCUGUCCUCGGCGGGCACGGCUGAGGGCCGGGACAGCUUCCAGAAAAGCAUCGCGGAGUUUGGGAGAGCUCUCAAAGACAGGAAGCUCCUUCGCCGGAGGAUCGGCUCCUUGCCGGUGAGUGCUGGAGCCUGUGCAGGGUCCUGCCGAGUCUCGGGCCGUGCCGGGACGGGGAGAAUGGAGCCAAGAGAGGGGACGAGGCUGUGCAGCACCGCUCACCCCCUGGCUAUCCCGCAGCAGUGCCAGCUGGAAGCCAGCCCCGUCCUGCAGGACAUCUCCCAGCUCCAGGUGCGCAGGGACAGAAGGCGGCAGCGCCAGAGCGAGGAUGAGGAGGGCUUUGUCCCCAGGAAGCUGCAGAGGCUGGGCCAGCGGAGCCGCGGGGCUGCCAGGAGGGACCUCCUUGCCAAGAGCCCAUGCGGCACGCCAGAGCUGCUGUUCCCCCAGCUGCUGCCGUGGCAGGGUGAUGCCACCGCGCCCCAGGGCAUGGAGAAGCCGGUGACCACGCCAGUGAUAAAGAAGGAGGAGGCAAAGCUGGUACGUGGCCACCUCUGGCAGUGCACGGAGCCCCACGGUCCCCCCUCCAAAGGGGGGUCUGGGGCCGGAGGUCCCUGGGGCGGGGGCAGGUUGGUGAGCAGCGGCGCGGGCUCUCCCCACAGCGUCCGGGCAAGCGCGGCCAGGGCCGGCAGCUCUUCCGCUCGCCCUCGGUGCCCGGCGGUGUCCCCGGGCCCGUCCCGAAGCGGGGACUUCCCUCGGACAGGGACAGCCCUGACAGUGCCAGGCGGCAGAGGAGGGUGGCCGGCAGCCCUGAGCAGGAGGCAUCGCUGGAGCCGGUGGGUGAUGGGGAAGGUGUGGGGGGAGAGGCAGCGUGUCCCUGGCAGGACAGUGCCACAGCCCGGCUGUGCCAGAGCCCCUGCUGACACCUGCGGGUGUCUCUGGUUGGUGCCUCCGCAGGGAGUGUGGCCGGAGCCUUGCAGGAAUGCCCGGCUGGAGGAGGUCGAGAACCUGCUGGCCAGCGAUGACCAGGAGCUCAUUGGGGACUUCUCCAAGCCUCACCUCCUGCCGACGGUGGAGGGGAAGGACCCGGGCCUGAAGUACAUCUCCCCUGGCACGCUGGACAAGGUGCUGUCGAGGUGCUACAGCAGCUUCAUCGAGAGCAGCGUCGUCGUGGACUGCCGGUACCCCUACGAGUACGAGGGCGGCCACGUCAAGGGCGCCGUCAACCUGCCGCUGCAGCAGGACGUGGAGAAAUUCCUGCUGGAGCGUCCCAUCGUGCCCCAGGACACCGGCAAGAGGGUGAUCCUCAUCUUCCACUGCGAAUUCUCUGUUGAGCGGGGGCCCAGAAUGUGCAAAUUCCUGCGGGAGAAGGAUCGCUCCUGCCACGAGUACCCGCAGCUGCACUACCCCGAGCUCUACGUCUUGAAGGGGGGGUACCGCGAGUUCUUCUUCCAGUUCCCGGGCCACUGCGAGCCCCGGGACUAUCGGCCCAUGGAGCACCCCGCGUUCAAGGAGGAGCUGCGCCAGUUCCGCGGACAGAGCCGGCGCGGCCGGCGGGCGCUCUUCGUCCGCGGGCGGGACCUGUGAGCCCCUCGGGGGAACGAUGGAGCUGGGAUGGCAGCAAGGAUUCCCUUGGCUAGAGAUGCACCUCGGCUUGGGCAUAUUUAGUGAUAUUUAGUGUUAGGACUGGGUCUCUGCGUUUGUUUAUUGCUGUAAUUUUUUUUGUCUAUUAUUUUUAAUAUUUUUGUGUUUAUCGUUAUGCAUUUUUGGUGUAAUUAUUUGUUUGUUUAUUGUUAUAAAUAUUUCUGUGUUACUUGUUAUAAAUAUUUU
Messenger RNA from Passer montanus (Eurasian tree sparrow), 2341 nucleotides. Its product is annotated as M-phase inducer phosphatase 2-like. Bases 476 to 2098 code for a protein of 540 amino acids. Gene Ontology annotation, cellular component: cytoplasm; nucleus. Lineage: Eukaryota; Metazoa; Chordata; Aves; Passeriformes; Passeridae. Gene Ontology annotation, molecular function: protein tyrosine phosphatase activity. The record is from RefSeq and is a predicted model, not a curated record. The transcript has 10 exons. Gene Ontology annotation, biological process: positive regulation of G2/M transition of mitotic cell cycle; protein dephosphorylation; G2/M transition of mitotic cell cycle.